AUAAAAAUAAAAAAAAAAAAUAAAAAAAGAAGACUAUUCUCUGUAUUUUUUUCCUUCUUUUGAUUUUCCUAAAAAGUGUUUGGAAAGAAAGAAAGAAAGAAAGAAAAUCAAACGCUAAACACUUUUUCAUUUUCUUCUUUCAAAGAUCGAAUCAAUCUGACCUAAUCUAACCUUCAAUCUCAAAUCUCAAUCGGAAUCGGAAGCUCCACUGAUAGUCGAUGAGCUCUACUUGAAAAAAAGAAAACACAUAAGUUUUUCAACAACAGCGAAACCUCAAUUACUAUGGGUCAAGCUUUUCGCAAGCUUUUCGAUGCUUUCUUUGGUAAUACCGAGAUGCGAGUUGUAAUGUUAGGCCUGGAUGCAGCUGGUAAGACUACCAUUUUGUAUAAGCUGCACAUUGGAGAAGUUUUGUCAACUGUUCCCACAAUUGGUUUCAAUGUGGAGAAAGUACAGUAUAAGAACGUAAUAUUCACUGUUUGGGAUGUUGGCGGUCAAGAGAAGCUAAGGCCGCUAUGGAGGCAUUACUUCAAUAACACAGACGGCUUGAUAUAUGUUGUUGAUUCCUUGGAUCGAGAGAGAAUCACAAAAGCAAAGGCAGAAUUUCAGGCCAUCAUCAGCGAUCCAUUUAUGCUCAACAGUGUCAUCUUGGUGUUUGCCAACAAACAAGACAUGAAAGGAGCAAUGUCACCAAUGGAAGUAUGCGAAGGACUUGGCCUCUUCGAUCUCAAAAACAGAAAAUGGCACAUUCAAGGGACAUGUGCACUCCGUGGAGAUGGACUUUAUGAGGGCUUGGAUUGGUUGGCCGGGACACUCAAAGAGAUGAGAGCUGCCGGAUACUCUUCAGUCGGCACUUCAUCAUUCUAAUUUCAAGGUUAGUCUUGAGCAAAGGGGGCAAUUUUCAAUUGUUAAAAAGCUGAAAGAAUCAACCUUUUGCACGCUGAGAAGUCUUGACCAAAUUUUUUCUUAGAUUUGAUUUAGAGGCUAAUGACCGUUCACUAGGUGGCUUUUUCGGUUUUUUUUCCUUCGCCUUACAUGGUGGCACUCGAAGUUGAAAGAAAACUUUCUCCGAUGUAUAUUUUUUCGUUUUCGAAGAUUUGCAGGAUGUCUUUGAUAAAAAAAAUAUAAACCUACAAAUACUAGGAUUUAUGUAUGCUUAUAUGAUGCUCAACCCUCAUAUAUGCAUAUAUUCCUAUACAUAAAUAUAUACAUGGGAUUGAUGAUGGAGUAGUA
Molecule: messenger RNA, 1230 nt
Organism: Cannabis sativa
Lineage: Eukaryota; Viridiplantae; Streptophyta; Magnoliopsida; Rosales; Cannabaceae
Exons: 7
Coding region: 283-864 (193 amino acids)
Biological process (GO): vesicle-mediated transport; intracellular protein transport
Cellular component (GO): cytoplasm
Molecular function (GO): GTPase activity; GTP binding
Source: RefSeq, a predicted model, not a curated record